AUGUCACCAGCGCCUGAUUUAGCUGAUGAAACAAUUAUUAUAAAUCCACUACCUAAUACAAAUACUAUUAAUGCUCAUUCAUCAUCUGAUGAACUUGAUCAUAAUCAAUUCAAUGAACAACAUAUGGAUCUUGGUUCAUUGACAAUUGAUUCAAUGGAAAGUGUCGAUUUGUCUGAUGAUGAUGCACCAUCUACAUUAACUAAAACAUCUGUUAAUCCAUUUACAACUUGUUCUGCACCAUCAACACCAACAGGUGAACGUGAUCCACCAGUAGCAUUUCGAAGAUCUUCAAUAUCAGCAGCGACUACUGAUGAACAACCUAAUGUUGAAAUAAAAUAUGAAACUGUUGAAAAUAAUGUUGAUGAUAAUGGAAUAAUGCAGACAUUUUUUGGUUGUUUAAGACCAUUUAUAUCUGUAGUCAAUAAAAUUGGUGAAAACAUCAAAUAUACUAAAGAUCCAAAUAAUACAUUACAAAAAAUAAAUGAUGGUUGGCAAAUUCCAAUUGAUAGUAUUAUGAAUGAUUUAGUAUUAAUUGGUUCUGGUAUGGAAGGUUCUGUUUAUCUUGGUAAACAUAAUGGUCAAAAUGUCGCUUGUAAACGUGUUAAAACUGAAGAUGAAACAAAUAUAAAACAUUUAAGAAAAUUAAAUCAUAAUAAUGUUAUUAAAUUUCGAGGUAUUUCAAUUUCUUCACCAUUAUUUUAUAUUGUUAUGGACUAUUGUCCAUAUGGUUCAUUAUAUGAUGUAUUAAAACGACGUCGUGAAAAAGAUUCUUAUACAAAACCAACACAAGUUCUUGAUUGGUCAAAACAAAUUUCUAAUGGUGUUAAUUAUUUACAUGCAAAUAGAAUGGUUCAUCGUGAUCUUAAAUCACCAAAUAUAUUAAUUGCUGAAAAUUUUAGUUUAAAAAUUUCGGAUUUUGGUACAAGUAAACAAUUAGGAAAUAAACAAGGACAAAUUAUGUCAUUCAAUGGUACAUCAGCGUGGAUAGCACCAGAAGUUAUUAGACAAGAACCUUGUUCAGAUAAAGUUGAUGUUUGGUCAUUUGGUGUUGUACUUUGGGAAAUUUUAACAUGUAAAAUACCAUAUCAUAAUAUAGAUCCAACCGCAGUUAUGUGGGGUGUCGGUAAAGGUAGUUUAACAUUACCAAUACCAUCAUCAGCUCCUGAAGGUUUUAAAUUACUUAUGACAAUGUGUUGGAAUCAAAAACCUGUUAAUCGACCAUCAUUUCAACAAAUUAUAAAACAUUUAAAUAUUAGUGAACCCGAAAUAAUUUUAUUUGAACAAGAACAAGAAUAUGUUGAUUUAACUCGUGCUUGGUCAAUUGAAAUCAAUGAACAAUUUGCACGUUUACCAACAAUUGAUAUAUCAUCAACACUUCAAAUGAGUAAUGAUGAAUUAAUGAAAAAACGUAAAGAAGAAUUACAACAUAUUGCUGAUAUUCGUUCACAUUAUCAAGCAAAAAUUCAACAAGUCAAUACACUUUAUAUUGAAUUAUCUUCGUUAAUGAUGCAAUUACAAAAACGUGAACAAGAAAUAAAGAAAAAAGAACGUUUACAUGAUAUACAACAUCAUUCAUCAACAGGAAAUAAUAAUGGAAAAAAACGAACACUUAAUUCAAUAGUAGAAGCACGAAAAAAAUCAUUACAAUCAAUUAAAGCAGCAAGUUUUAAUCUCAGUGAUCCUUUUGCAAUGUUAGCACAAUCAUCAUCAAAAAAAGCAAAUUCCAUUAAAACAAAUAAUGGACUCUCGACUAAUCAAAGUACAGUGUCAUCAGCAGCAACUGUUUUAAAUACUCAAGAUACAACAAGUAUUAAAACUACGCAACGACGAAAAAAAGGUCUAGGACAUCGUCGUAAUAAUAGUAAAGGAAGUGCAACAUCAUGGACACCACCAAGUCUUACAGAAAUUGCCGAUCAAGAACAAAAACGUGCUUCUAUCAAUAUACCAUCAAAUGAAACUAUUCCUGAAACAUCAAUUCAAUCUUCAAUUCCAUCAAUAUCAGCGGAUAUCGAUGCCAAAUUAAAUAAAAAUAAUCGACAAUUAAAUCCUAAAACCCUUAAACUUGAUCUUCAACAUUCAACAAGUUCACAGAUAUCACCAACAAAUUAUGAACGACCUCAAACUAUAUUUACAUAUGUUCAACGUAAAUCAUCCAGUAGUGAUAUAGAAGAUGUACAUGAAAAACCACGUCGACGACGUAUUCCAAAUUUAAAUAAUAAUAAAACAGCUUCACCAUCAUCAUUACGUACAAUAAAAUCGACUUCACUUGAUCAACAUACACCACAAAUAGAUGAAUCAGAAAAUGAUAAGAAAACAAUAGAUGAGAAAAAUGAUAAUGAAAAAUCUAAUGAUACACGUAAAUAUCCAAGAAGUGUUAGUUUUCAUUUUUCACCAACUACAGUCAAUGAUCGAAGUCCAUCUUAUCAACAACGAAAUACAUUCAAUCGACAUAAACGUUAUAGUUCAUCCGAAGAAGGUGAAGUGGAAGAAAUACACAGUGAUAAUUAUGUACUUGAUGAUGAAAAACAUCGAGCUAAACAUAAAGAUUUAAAUCGAAAAUCAAAUGGAAUGUUUUCAUCAGAAAGUGAGAUCUAUAAUGAAACUAAUAAUCAUUCAUCAUUAUCAAAAAAUGAAGGUAUUUUUUCUGAUGAAGGUGGUCAUGUAUCUGAUGAACGACCACAAUCACGUGAAUCACUGUUAAACAGUGAACCUGAACAUGAAUGGCAUGAUCAAGAUUAG
Adineta steineri is the source of this 2739-nucleotide messenger RNA. The record is from the annotation of a GenBank genome assembly. Lineage: Eukaryota; Metazoa; Rotifera; Eurotatoria; Adinetida; Adinetidae.